Molecule: messenger RNA, 1618 nt
Organism: Colossoma macropomum (tambaqui)
Lineage: Eukaryota; Metazoa; Chordata; Actinopteri; Characiformes; Serrasalmidae
Gene: tango2
Product: transport and golgi organization 2 homolog (Drosophila)
Exons: 9
Coding region: 186-1010 (274 amino acids)
Biological process (GO): protein secretion; Golgi organization
Cellular component (GO): Golgi apparatus
Source: RefSeq, a predicted model, not a curated record
CUUCUGACCCGCCCUCAAACCCAGAGCACUAAGGAGAAGUGAAGUGAAGUGAAGUGGGUCCCGCUCAGCGCUCCGCUCAGCCCGCUACAGUGAGGUGAUCCGCUCAUGGAUCCCACUUAGCACGUCCUCCCAUCUGACCUGAACCGCCGCUGUGAGAGAAAGUUCCAGUUACCCGUGACCUCCUCAUGUGCAUCAUCUUCUUCAAGUUCGACCCUCGCCCCGCAUCCAAAAAUGCCUACAGGCUCAUUUUGGCUGCCAACCGAGAUGAGCUCUACAACAGGCCGUCCAAAGCUGCAGACUUCUGGGGCAGCAGCAAGGAAAUCCUCAGUGGUUUGGAUCUGGAGGAGGGGAAAGAAGGCGGCUCCUGGCUCGGGAUCACCAAGCGUGGCAAACUGGCAGCACUGACCAAUUACCUGGAGGGCAGACCCAACCCGGACGCCCAGGGGAGAGGAUUUUUGGUAUCAAAUUUCCUGACUGAUAGCUUGGACAGCUUCUCUUACCUGCGCAAGGUGGCUUCCGAGGGACACCUGUACAACGGCUUCAACCUCCUCACAGCUGACUUCAGGGCCAGCGAAGACACGGUGUGUUACUAUGGAAACAAGGGCAGUCCGGAACCCAUCCGCCUGAAAGCGGCAGGAAUCUAUGCCCUGAGUAACUCUUUGUUGGAGACCCCCUGGCGGAAACUGCAGCACGGCAAACGCCGCUUCACCAGCGUGGUGGACAAAACGCUGCCCCCUGAAGGCCUCGUCCAGGAACUGCUGCACGUCCUUAACGAUGAGGAGCUAAACUCCCCGGACCCCAUGCAGGAGAGUCAGGGGGUGGGCUACAGCAAGACCAUGCUCCAAGCUCUGUCUGCUGUUUGUGUGCGGUCACCGGGAUAUGGCACCAGGACCAACACAGUAAUCCUGAUUGACAGCGAGGAUAACGUGAGCUUCACCGAGCGCACCAUGCUGAACUGUGAUGUCACGCAGUGGAGCACUCAGUCCUUUCACUUCAAGCUACAGGAAUGAGGGUCACUGAGCCCCCAAAUCUGUGCCUUCAGAUCCUCAAGCCAUGCAUCACCACUGUCCAUACACACAGUCUCAGACUCUUUCCUGCUGAAGUGGUGGGGAUUCCUUGAUUCCAAUCAUGACUCACGCUUAGAGGGAAAGAUUUUUUAAAUGCACUUUUCUCCAAGUCUGUUCUUUGUUCAGUUUCAGAUGGGAGUAGAUGGUUCUGAGGAAGCGUGGCACAGCUGGACCCGAGGGCUAGAUCACCACGAUAUUUGUGACAAAGUGUUAUUUAUGGUGCACUGAAUGCAAUCUGUGAUCCAAGCUUGUAUUUAUCAGUAGGGAUACAAGAAAUGUCUUGCAUCAGCAUAAUCGGUGUUGAUAAAAUGUUACCUGCCAAAGAAGGAAUGCUUUGUUUGCAAUUGGGAGAAAAAUAAAUUACAUUGAGUUAAUUCUAGCUGUUCGAUUGUGCCUAAAAUUUUUGUGGUUUAGCUCACAAUUAGCAUGACCAACUCAGGAACAACAUGUCUGCAGAUCCUACCAACACAGAAGCUUUUCUUUCAUGUUGAAUACUUCUAGAAAGUCUUCUGUGCACAGAAUCUACAUUAAACCUAUUUUUUUUCCAUUUG